Molecule: messenger RNA, 2161 nt
Organism: Linum trigynum
Lineage: Eukaryota; Viridiplantae; Streptophyta; Magnoliopsida; Malpighiales; Linaceae
Source: the annotation of a GenBank genome assembly
GGUACUGACGUGUCAAACGCAUGAAAUAAUGAUUAAUUUGCGUGUAAUUCUGUUAAGACUAACUUAAAUGCAAAAUGGCUAUAAUUUUGUAUACAGAUCAUACGUUUGGAUGAGGAAUUGUAACGGAUCAAUUUGACACAAUUGUCUCGUUUUGAGAUAAUUGUACCAAAUUGCCUCGUUUGCCAGCAAAAAAAUUGGAUGGAUCAAUCUGCCUGAGGUAUUUUGAAUUGAUCCGUUUUGAGUCAAUUUCAAUUACCUGGGGUGGAGGCAGGUAAUUCGAAUUGACUCAUUUUAAUUGCCUCGUUUAUAAAACGAGACAAUUGAUCAAAUUGACUCAUUUUUAGAUUGAUCCAUCCAAUCAAUACCAAAUCAGAUUUGGCUAAUAUUUCAUAUUGUCAAAGGUUUGAUUAAUAUUUUUGACUAAAAAAUAAUAUUCCCCCUAUUUAAAAAUGAAAAAAAGGAAAAUACAAAGUGCAGACGGAAAGAGCGGGGCGGGUGUGAUUUCAAAAACGGCUCCUUGGUUUCCAUCUCUCUAAAGUCUCAACCCAUUUUCUCUCCCCCAACGGGCAUUUUGGUACCGGCGAGCGACGGGAGCCAGAGAUGACCGACCAAGCUCACAAUCAACCGGAGGCGUCUUCGUCGGCAACCGAGGAGGAAGCUCGCAAUCAAUCGGAGAAAAAUGCCGCCGCAUACGGGCAGUGGUCGUUGAACAACUUCGAAAUCGGGAGACCACUGGGAAGAGGGAAAUUCGGCAGAGUCUAUGUCGCUCGAGAAGUCAAGAGCAAGUACAUUGUGGCGUUGAAGGUGCUCUUCAAGGAACAAAUUGAGAAGUACCGUAUCCAUCACCAGUUGCGGAGAGAGAUGGAGAUCCAGUCCACCCUCAACCAUCCCAACGUGCUGCGCCUCUAUGGCUGGUUCGACGACGACGACAGAAUUUACCUUAUACUCGAGUACGCUCAUGGCGGUGAGCUCUAUGGUGUGCUGAGGGAGCGCGGCCACUUGACGGAGAGAGAAUCUGCCACGUAUAUUGCCAGUCUUGCGAACGCCUUGGCUUAUUGCCAUUCGAAGGAUGUGAUUCACAGAGACAUUAAGCCGGAGAAUCUCUUGCUGGAUCAUGAGGGUCGUUUGAAGAUUGGAGAUUUUGGGUGGUCGGUACAAUCGAGAAGCAAGAGGCAUACCAUGUGUGGAACUUUGGAUUAUCUAGCUCCGGAGCUGGUGGAAAACAAGGCUCAUGAUUAUACAGUAGACAACUGGACAUUGGGUGUACUUUGCUAUGAGUUCCUCUAUGGUGCACCUCCCUUCGAAGCUGCGAGGCAGAAUGAUACCUUCAAAAGGAUCAUGAAGGUUGAUCUUAACUUCCCGUUUAAUCCUCCGGUGUCGAAAGAAGCCAAAGACUUAAUUAGCAGACUCCUUGUGAAGGAUUCUGCUAAGCGUCUCUCUCUUAAGAAGCUUAUGGAUCAUCCAUGGAUAAUCAAGAAUGCAGACCCAAAAGGUGCGUGUAUCCAGUAGAGAGUGGAUUCCACAUUUUAGGGUUUGGUAUUCGUGGAAUGAGCGAGAGGCUUUUAGGAUGCAGGGAUUUCUUUUGUGUGGUUUUGUUUCUGAAUACAAAGCCAUUGCUGCUAUUGUUGUAGUAGACAAGGUUGACAUUAAGUAAAUUGCAUAGCCUGUCAGCUUGAUUUAAUUAAUUAACUCCCAUGCUAAUGUUUAACUGUUAUCUAUCGGGAAACAGAGUAUUAGCUAUUACAUUCAAAGAAAAGGAGAACAAUCUUUGAUAGUUUCUUGAGGUAUCCCAACCAUUUUGAUCUCAUUGGUGUUGUAGAGGAAGGCUUGGAUGUGCCUACGUGGGUGUGAAUAGUGCUGGAAGUUUGGUAUCGGUAUUUGGUAUGUACCGAAUACCGUAUCGAAUUGUCUAUAUUUGGUAUUACCGAAUACAUGUAUUAUUUCUUGGGAUUGGGAUUGUGAUUCAAUUUCAAUUGUUAUUCGGUAUUAUGGAUUACAUUUACUGUGUUCAUUUUUCAAUUGAAAUUAUUCAAUGAACAUAUAAUGUCUCAAUCACAUACAAUCAAUUUUGCAUGCAAUGUAUUCCCUAAAACAUAGUUCAGAUGUACUAGUAAUCAAAUAACUCACAUUGUGCUUGAGGAAAUAAAAGCAAAAUCAUGCG